Sporisorium graminicola is the source of this 2442-nucleotide messenger RNA. RefSeq lists its product as uncharacterized. The record is from RefSeq and is a predicted model, not a curated record. Bases 1 to 2442 code for a protein of 813 amino acids. The transcript has a single exon. NCBI's taxonomy places the organism in Eukaryota, Fungi, Basidiomycota, Ustilaginomycetes, Ustilaginales, Ustilaginaceae.
AUGGCGCCCGUGAUAUCAUCAAUAGGCCAGACACGGUCACGGCUUCCUACCAAAUGGAUGCAGACCGCGGAUGCCACUGCCACUACCACCAUCAAAUAUGUAGACGGCCAUCGUUCUCCAAGCGAGAGUCCGUUGCGAUGGUCGACACACACGCUCGCUGCCGAUCCACACGAUACCGUCCGUAGUCGCGCCGACUCCACUGCAUCCACUUUCGUCGACACGUUUGCACACCGUCGCAAGAACCGAAUCAGCGAUCUCACCUUUGUCGACGAUUUGGACGAAGCUGCUCUGACCCACCUUCCGCAGUCAGACAGCCUGACUUCGGGUUUCAACGAUGCAUCUCUCACGCUGAACAAUGAUGACGAUGACGACGACCACGAGUCCUCCGACCCGACCCAGUUGACAUCCUAUAAAGCAAGUUUGACGCACAACACCAAUCACACUACACGCUACCCUCACGCUCGACCAAGCGCCGCACUCGACGAUGACGAUGAUGAUGACGGCCUUGAGCAUGACGACAUGGCACAGCGCAUCGAUCGCUUGAUGGCAGCUACCAUGGAGGCACUCGAGGCUUCCAACCGACUCGUCCUCGACACUCUCUCGUCCAGGGCUAAGCUCGCUCAACUGAAUGCUAUCGAAGCAGCGCUCGACUCGCACCUCGACGCUAGAGAAGCGCAUCUCAAGCGCCAAAUCCAAGCCGUCACGGACAUGACCGACUUUGUCGCCAAAACCUCUGCCGAGCUGCAAAAGCUCACGGGUGCUUCUAGUGGUGCGCGCGCGCCUUCCGGAGUCGCCUCGACGAGCCAGCGCUCCUCCCUCGCUGAACCAGCCGAGCUUCAGGUGCGAGAUGCUGCUGCGACGGGAAUCGUCCAGGCGCUUGAUAGAGAUGCCACCAUUGGAAAAACAGCAGCCAAGCGUUUGGAGCGCAUGCUUCAGACUCCAUCACCAUCCGCAUCGCCAACGUCUGCAGCACAUGCACCACAGAGGAAAAGCAACAAUGCGAACAGACGCGCUUUCUCCAUAUCCAACCUUGGCUCUAUCCAGUCCAGCAUCGCAGAAGAGGCUCCGCUCGAGGCUCAAGGCGGGCCGGGCAUGCCGGAUCCUGCUCAAGAUGUCUUCUCCACACUGUCCGACAGCCGCACAUCGACGCCUCAGAAGAAGCGCUCCGUUAGCUACGACAGUCGCGCUCCAAGCGCCAUCAAGCUGAUGGGCAAACUUUCCGCUCCCACCAUAGCCUCCACCUCGGGCGCCGUUUCCAGCGCAAGUGUGCUUCCCAGCGCGACAGCUGCGGUUGUGUCCUCUAUCGCUUCUGUUGCAGGGUCGUCCGAUUCAAACGGCGCGAAAGGGGGCACCACGACGCGUCCUUCGCUCAUGGCAACACUUCGGCAAGAUUCGACAUCGACGUCUCCCUCACGCUCGUCUCGUGAUGACAGCACGGCACGGCCGCAGACAAGAGGUACCUUGGGUCUAACGAGUUACAGUGGAAGUGCCCGUUCGAAAGCGUCGGCAAGUGUGGGAGUGGCAUCGACCAGCGUCGAGUCAACGCUGGCAGCCCUUCUCGGCAUGCCCUCGGCGGCGGCAUCGGAAUCGUCGCGCACCGAAACACCUUCCGAGUCUUCGUACUUUGACAGCGCCGUCGAAGAUUCGAUCUGUUCAGCGUCGCCUCCCACGCCAGGCAGCAUGCACGCCAUCCACGGUGUGCUGGCUACUCCUUGGAAGCCUGCUACGCAUGAAGGCAAGCCGGACAGCGUCGACGUGCAUCCAUCGAGCCAGCAACGGUCAGCUCGACGUGCUUCGGUAUACGCCAACAUGGUAAGCCCACGAGCCUCGCUCUCGCUUUCGGAUCGCGACCGGGCUCAGCAGCUGUCGUCGCAGCUUGCCGAACUGGCGAGCGAGCGUGCCACGUGGAAUCCGCAAUCGGCCGGCAGCGCCAACUUUGGCAUGGCGGGCAGCUCGGCGACCGGAGUAGGCAGUGGCGGAGGUGGAGCGCUGCGUGCGUUGCAAAAGCUCAACCAAAUGUCGGCGGCCAAGAUUGCUGGGCAGGGCGGCGCUUCUGCGGAGCAACAAACCGGUAGCAAGCGAGUCUCCCUUGGCCUUGGCCUGCCCAGCUUCUCGGCUUUGAGACCGAGUGCCAGUCGCUCCACCUCUACGACUCAAGCGCCGUCUGAAGCACCAACCGCACCUGCAUGUGCGGACGUUUCUGCCGCGCUGUCGCCCCCUGCACAGGCUCCAUCUUCGGCCGUGGUUGCGGAUGCGCCGGCGAAAACAAGCAGCAACCUGAUUGCUGCGGACGAUCAAGCAUCGACAGAUCCCGAUCAGAACGCCACAGCAGCCGAUAUUCCGUCGUCUUCCUUGCUUGGCGGAGGCUGGCGCUCCUGGACGUCGUGGAACACUGCGCCUGCAGCUCCCGUCCGUGGCGAGACCUCUGCAUCGCACAAUUGA